Messenger RNA from Trifolium pratense (red clover), 378 nucleotides. RefSeq lists its product as uncharacterized. The coding region runs from base 1 to 378 and encodes 125 amino acids. The record is from RefSeq and is a predicted model, not a curated record. Lineage: Eukaryota; Viridiplantae; Streptophyta; Magnoliopsida; Fabales; Fabaceae. The transcript has a single exon.
AUGAGUCUCUCUUUGGCGGAUAGAUCAAUAGUGCAUCCGGAAGGUAUCCUCCAUGACGUAUUGGUUAGAGUGGGUGAAUUUGUGUUUCCCGCAGACUUUGUGGUUCUAGACAUAGAAGAAACUAGGGAGUGGGAACCGUUGCUACUUGGUAGACCCUUCCUAGCAACUAGCCGUGCCCUAAUCGAUGUAGAGAUGGGGGAACUCAUGCUAAGGACUGAUGAUCAGCAGCUUACCUUCAAUGUCUUUGAUAAGAUGACGUGGGACGAUGGAGACCCACAGUGUUUUAAAAUCCAGGUUUAUGAUCAUAUGAUUAAACAUGCUUUGAAAUUGCCUUGGAAUGCACACUACUCGCCACAUGGUGGCACUUCUUUUCCGUGA